Messenger RNA from Helianthus annuus (common sunflower), 486 nucleotides. RefSeq lists its product as uncharacterized. Bases 1 to 486 code for a protein of 161 amino acids. The record is from RefSeq and is a predicted model, not a curated record. The transcript is spliced from 3 exons. NCBI's taxonomy places the organism in Eukaryota, Viridiplantae, Streptophyta, Magnoliopsida, Asterales, Asteraceae.
AUGGAAGCUUCGAAGAAGAUGCCUGAGACUGGAUCAGAAGAAUCAAGAUCAAUCAUCGACUUGACUCAAUCAGAUAACGAAGACAUUAAAAAAUUGGAGAAAAGUUGCAUUGAAGUGCAUAACAACGAGGGAGAAGCAACAAAUGGCGAAGAGACUCCUUGGGAUGAUGAAACUAAAGGUCAUCAAGAAGUUAAUGAAGUUAUAACUGUGGGUGGAGUUGUUGUGUCUGAUAAAAGUGAGGUGGUGUCCACUGGAGAAGAUGGUGGUGAUGUCAUGAAGAAAGAUAAGAAAAGGGCAGAAUGCAGUGGGGAUAAAGGUGGUGUUGUUGGUGGUGAACCACCGGAGAAGAAACAUAAUUUUAAGUUCAGAUGUGUUGGUGGUGGUGAUGGCGGUGGUGGCGAUGGCGGCAGUGAUGCUGUUGGUGGUGGUGAUGGUGGUGGUGGCAGUGAUGCUGUUGAUGGUGAACCACCAGUCCAGCAGCCAUAG